Molecule: messenger RNA, 1021 nt
Organism: Effrenium voratum
Lineage: Eukaryota; Dinophyceae; Suessiales; Symbiodiniaceae
Source: the annotation of a GenBank genome assembly
UCCUCUCCUUUUGUUCUCAGAAGUUUACAGUGCAUAGAUUUAGCAAUGAGGCGGCCCAUCCUCAGCGCACUGCUGCUGUUGCAGCUUCCAUUGAGCUUUACAGGCUGUUGGCGGCGAGGCGCUUCCGCGCGCGGCCUGCGCAGCCUGCGCCGGGCGGAGCCGGACCCCUGCGUGGUGCUGGGCCUGCCGCCCGGCACCCGGGACGAGGACCAGGUCCGCGGCGCCUUCCGGCGCCUGGCAAAGGUUUAUCACCCCGACGUGCCGCAGACGGGCGACAUCUCCAAGUUUCAGGAGCUGCAGCGAGCGGCCCAGCAGCUCAUCACAGGACAGGCGCCUGCGCCUGCCUGGGAUGCUGGCUCGCUCGAGAGCAUCUUCACCCAGACCUCCACCCACGUCUACGCUUCGCCCGCGCAGAGGCCCCCCUCGGUGACGCAGCAGCCGCUGCAGCAGGCGGACUUCGCGGGGACGCGGACCGGCCGAGUGGACGUCGGCUACUGCGUGGGCGCGCGUGGCACCAACCUGCGCAAGACGCCGCGGCUGGACAGGAUCACUCAUCGAGCGACGCCUGAGACGCUGGCCCGAGUCCAGACAGUGCUGAGCCAAGCAUCGGGCGCGCAGGUGCAGGCCUCCACACCGUUGCCCAUGGCCGGCUUCGUGUUGGAGGGUCAUACCCACUCCAUCGGCGAACAAAGAGUGGCAGAUACGGCGAUGGCUCUGGAAAAGGAGUUCGGGGUGGAGCUCUUGACCAUCCUGGCGGGCACCUGGAUCAACUUCCCCAUGCCUGCGGAGCUGCAGACGGUGCAGGACCUGGCGAAUCUGGUAGAGAGCAAGAUCAACUCCUGACGGGCCCCCCGAUCCUCAGCUGCGGGUUCUCCGCAGGGUUGCGAUCGAGUCCCCGAAGCUCGAUACCGGCCGCGCGACGGCAACGCUGGCUUGGACAUCCAACGGGCAGUGACCUCGUGCGACUGAUGGCCGGCGGGUUGCCACAAGUCUUCCAUCGGGGCCAAAGGGAGCUCGGGCC